Molecule: messenger RNA, 1851 nt
Organism: Paramecium tetraurelia
Lineage: Eukaryota; Ciliophora; Oligohymenophorea; Peniculida; Parameciidae
Exons: 5
Molecular function (GO): protein binding
Source: RefSeq, a predicted model, not a curated record
AUGCGGCUCAUAAAAAUUAAAUAUUUAUUUAUUAUUUUAUUAAUGCUCAUCAGGAAUGCCGUGAAGAGAAUUUUUCAAACUAUUUUCCAAAGUAGAUCAUUAUUUCUUCAGAUUAAAUAAUAAUAGGUUUAUACUCCAACCUUAACUAUGAUACCAUAAUAUGGAUUUUUUUUUAAUGGCAAACAUGAUAAGGAUGAAAAAUAAGCUGAAAUUGAUAAAUUGUAUGAUCAAAUGGAAGAUUGUGAAAACGAGCAUUAAUAAAUGGAUAUGUUAAGAAAAAUAAUAGGGAUCAGAGAGGAAAUGGAUUAAUCAGAAAAAAAAAAAUGCGUCUCUUUGUUAUUAGACAAAAUCGAGUAUGCACGAUUUUUAAUUGAAAAUUAAUAAAUGGAGGAUAAAUUGGUGUAGGAAGUACUUUCUGAAGACUUUUUGAAUGAUGUUCAUUAUAACAAUGUUGAUUUGUCUAAAUAUCCUAUUGAUUUUCACUAAUUUUUAUGGCACAAUUUGGCAAUAGGAGUUAUUCCUCUAAAAUAUGCUAAGCAAUACGACGAUGUAGAGUUUAGAGAAAUUGAAUAAUGGUUAAAAUAGUAUAAAGAAUCUGUGGUGUUUAUAAAAAAUUACCUCAAUAAUAAUUUCGAGGAGAUUGGAGAGAGCGAAGGAUACUUAACUAAAGAGUAAGGUUAGGCAUAAUAUUAAUACAACUUGGCAUUCUAUUAUGAAAUGAAAGCAAAAUUAUUGAUAGAAUAAGAAUAAAUAUAAUAAGGAAUAAAGCUUUACGAAACAGCCUUGAAGGAGACAGAAAAGUUUAUGGAGAUAGUUAAAUAAUUAUGCAAUCACGAAAAUCCUGAAGUAGCUAAUGAAGCAGAGAAACAAAAGGAAAAAGGAAUUGCUAAAUUUGCUUAGAUAUUUGAAGAUUUAGGAAGUGUUCAAAUGGAAAUCUAAGAGUUUACAGCAGCAAGACCUUAUUUUGAAAAAGCAAUAGAAUUAUACUUAUAAGUUUUUGGAAAACAUUCAAUCUAAUAUGCUUAAAGCUAUUGCUAAUUAGCUUCAACUUAUCAAUUGACUGAUUUAUCAAAAUGUGAAGAAAUGUUAAAAGAUUUUCACGAAUAUUUAGAGAGUUUCAAUUAAGAUACAAUAUAUUUGGAAGUUACAAUGAAUUAUUUUUGCAUUUUAGAAGGUUAAGAGAGAGGAACGAAAGAAUUAUUUAUUAAGAUUUAGGAAAUGAGAGACAAAUUUGAUAUUGAAAAUGAUUUAUUGAUUGUUGAAUAUGAUAUUUAAGCUAUUAAAUUCGUGAUCAGAAAUGGUUAAUUUUAGUAGAGUUUAUUUGAUUUUUUUGAGGAGUCUAUUUAAUUUUUGGAUUCAUUUGGUAAUCCGAAUGUUAAAGCUGAGAAAUUAUUGAUUUUAAGUGAAUUGGCUGAUAAAUUUGUAUUGCCUAACAACAUAAUGCAUGAAACUAUUUUGGAAUCAUUAUUGGAUGAGUUUGAUGAGGUUGGUUUUCUAGUAGAGAAUCAUUUAUUGCAAUACAAGAUUGAUCGACAGAAGGCAUUUCUUUAAUUUAGAAUAAGAGAAACACUUUUGAUCACUCCUGAGGAAAGUUUAGAAAGUUUCUUUGCAUUAUUUGCAAAUUGGAUUGAGAAGUAAGAAUUUCUUGAGAUGCUGUUUGAUGAUACAGAUGAGAUGAUUUAAUAGGUGUUGGAUCAAAAGAUGCUUACAUUAGCUCACAAAUUAUUGAAGAACAUUAUAGAGAUAAUGGAAGAAGUACAAGAGAGUCAAAAGAGUGAACACGUAGAGGAAGCUUUGAGUCAUUAUAAAGAGGAAGCAUAAAAUAUAUUUAAUUAGAUUACUGGGAAGUGA